UGCUUUGUAGUCGAAGUUGACGAAUACAUCCGUUUCACCUUUUCUAAUCCUUUCUGUAUUUCUCUGCCGACGGCAUCCGACUAGCGAUGGCCAAGGUAAAAGCACGAGAAUUGCGCGGUAAGAAAAAGGAGGACCUGCUGAAGCAGCUUGAGGAGCUAAAGCAAGAGCUUGCAGCGCUCAGGGUUGCCAAAGUCACCGGUGGUGCAGCUUCGAAGCUUUCAAAGAUCCGAGUGGUGCGCAAGUCCAUAGCCCGGGUGCUCACAGUAAUCCACCAGACCCAGAAGGAGAACCUGCGGAAAUUCUACCGUGGCAAGCGCCAUAAGCCCAAGGAUCUGCGACCCAAGCUGACAAGAGCUAAGCGCCGUGAGCUUACGCCACAUGAGAAGAGUCUGCGCACCCGCAAGGCUAUGCGGAAAUCAGCCGCCUUCCCCAUGAGGAAGUUUGCCCUCAAGCGCUGACCUUUGGGAACCUUGUUGCUGUAUAUUCGAUGUGGAAAAUGAAAGGAUUUUCUCUUGUCA
This is a messenger RNA of Ornithodoros turicata, 518 nucleotides long. RefSeq names its product large ribosomal subunit protein uL29-like (gene RpL35). Gene Ontology annotation, molecular function: structural constituent of ribosome; mRNA binding. Bases 87 to 458 code for a protein of 123 amino acids. The record is from RefSeq and is a predicted model, not a curated record. The transcript is spliced from 3 exons. Lineage: Eukaryota; Metazoa; Arthropoda; Arachnida; Ixodida; Argasidae. Gene Ontology annotation, cellular component: ribosome; cytosolic large ribosomal subunit. Gene Ontology annotation, biological process: maturation of LSU-rRNA from tricistronic rRNA transcript (SSU-rRNA, 5.8S rRNA, LSU-rRNA); translation.